Messenger RNA from Ochotona princeps (American pika), 2204 nucleotides. It is a transcript of the gene GLE1, whose product is annotated as GLE1 RNA export mediator. The record is from RefSeq and is a predicted model, not a curated record. NCBI's taxonomy places the organism in Eukaryota, Metazoa, Chordata, Mammalia, Lagomorpha, Ochotonidae. Gene Ontology annotation, molecular function: phospholipid binding; inositol hexakisphosphate binding; translation initiation factor binding. Bases 63 to 2141 code for a protein of 692 amino acids. Gene Ontology annotation, cellular component: nuclear pore cytoplasmic filaments; nuclear pore; cytoplasm. Gene Ontology annotation, biological process: regulation of translational termination; regulation of translational initiation; poly(A)+ mRNA export from nucleus. The transcript is spliced from 16 exons.
CAGCUCCCCCUUUGGCAUUGUCUGAUUGGAGCGUAGUUUGGUGUCCCCCACCCGCGCGAGCCAUGCCGUCCGAGGGCCGCUGCUGGGAGACCCUGCAGGCGCUGCGCAGCUCCAGCAAAGGACGCCUGUGCUACCACCGCGACUGGCUGCUGCGGGGCGAGGAUGUGUUGGAAGAAUGCAUGUCUCUUCCCAAGCUGUCAACUUACUCUGGAUGGGUGGUUGACCAUGUCCUGCCCUACACGCACGAGGAUGCACCCACCUCAGAGACGUCUCUAUCCUCGGGGUCCUCCUCCGGCCUAGACCAGCCCCCGCCCGAUUCCAGGUCGUUCCCAUCGACAUCCCCCACCACACCAAAUGGGGUCAAGGACAGACACGAGUCCCAGCACACGGAGUCUAUGGCACUUCAUUCAGCCCGGGGGAUCAGAGUUGAGGGAUGCAUUCGAAUGUAUGAAGAAGUGCACAGAAUGAAAGGGGCGGAAGGCCUGAGGCAGUGGCAGGAGGAGCAGGAGAGGAAGGUGCGGGCCCUCUCAGAAAUGGCUUGUGAGCAACUGAAGCGCUUUGAUGAGCGGAAGGAGCUGAAGCAGCAUAAAGAGUUCCAGGACUUACGGGAAGUGAUCGAGAAGAGCACCAGAGAAGCCCUGGGGCACCAGGAGAAACUAAAAGCUGAACAUCGUCACAGAGCCAAGAUCCUCAACCUGAAGCUGCGGGAGGCCGAGCAGCAGCGCCUGAAGCAGGAGGAGCAGGAGCGGCUGUGGAAGGAGGAAGGCCAGGUGCGCCUGCGCAGCCUCUAUGCCCUGCAGGAGGAGGUGCUGCAGCUCAACCAGCAGCUGGAUGCCUCGGAGCAGCCCAGGGACCUGCUCAAAGUCGACCUGGCUGCCUUCCGGACCCGUGGCAACCAGCUCUGCAGCCUUGUGUCCGGGAUCAUUCGGGCCUCAUCGGAGAGCGGCUACCCGACCUCAGAGAACCAGGCUGAAGCCGAACAAGCCCUGCAGGAAAUGCGCAACCUCCUUAUGACCCUGGGGCAGGAGAUUGCCAGAGCCUGCGAAGACAAGAAGCAGCAGGAGGAGAAGGAGGCCCAGGUCAGGCUGCAGGAAGCCCAGAGGCAACAGGGGCAGCAGGCCCGGCAGGAGGCCUCAGCUCCCAGCCAGGGCCUGGCAGAUAAGCCACAGGAAGCUCUGCAGGUGAAGGUGCAAGACAGUACAAUGCAGUGGUACCAGCAGCUGCAGGAGGCUUCUGACCAGUGUGUGAGGGCCUUCGAGGGCCUGACCAGCAGCAAGGACAGCCAGGCCAAAAAGAUCAAGAUGGACCUCCAGAAAGCGGCCACCAUCCCAGUGAGCCAAAUCUCCACCAUUGCAGGCUCGAAGCUGAAGGAGAUCUUUGACAAGAUUCACAGUCUGCUCUCUGGGAAGCCUGUCCAGUCUGGCGGGCACUCCGUGUCCGUGACACUUAGCCCGCAGGGGCUGGACUUUGUCCAGUACAAACUGGCGGAGAAAUUUGUGAAACAAGGUGAGGAAGAAGUGGCCUCUCAUCACGAAGCUGCCUUCCCCAUCGCCGUGGUGGCUUCUGGGAUCUGGGAGCUCCACCCAAGGGUGGGGGACCUCAUCCUUGCCCACCUGCACAAGAAGUGCCCAUACUCGGUCCCUUUCUAUCCGGCCUUCAAGGAGGGGAUGGCCUUGGAGGACUAUCAGAGGAUGCUUGGCUACCAAGUGAAGGAUUCCAAGGUAGAGCAGCAGGACACCUUCCUCAAACGCAUGUCUGGCAUGAUCCGUCUCUAUGCGGCCAUCAUCCAGCUCCGUUGGCCGUACGGAAACCGACAGCAGACUCACCCUCAUGGUCUAAAUCAUGGCUGGCGCUGGUUGGCACAGAUCUUGAACAUGGAGCCUCUGUCAGACGUGACCGCCACUCUUCUCUUUGACUUCUUGGAGGUGUGUGGGAACGCCCUCAUGAAGCAGUAUCAGCUGCAGUUCUGGAAGAUGAUUCUUGUCAUCCGAGAUGAGUACUUCCCCAGGAUUGAAGCCAUCACCAGCUCGGGCCAGAUGGGCUCCUUCAUUCGCCUCAAGCAGUUCCUCGAGAAAUGUCUGCAGCGCAAGGAGAUUCCUGUUCCCAAGGGCUUUCUGACCACCUCCUUCUGGCGCUCCUGAUGGCUGCAGCACCCUCCACCUCCACUGGGCACGAAGAGGCACUAAUAAAGCCAGAAGACAGCA